Messenger RNA from Eufriesea mexicana, 6537 nucleotides. It is a transcript of the gene Schip1, whose product is annotated as Schwannomin interacting protein 1. Gene Ontology annotation, cellular component: plasma membrane; cell junction. The record is from RefSeq and is a predicted model, not a curated record. Gene Ontology annotation, biological process: positive regulation of hippo signaling. The transcript has 11 exons. The coding region runs from base 625 to 3183 and encodes 852 amino acids. Lineage: Eukaryota; Metazoa; Arthropoda; Insecta; Hymenoptera; Apidae.
ACCGAUACCACUGUCAAAAUCGUUAAAAUUGCAAAGAAAAUAACGUAGGAAGAAUAUUCUGGUUGAAUUUCCUCGAACAAUACGAGAGCAUCGUGGAAGCCAUUGUGAAAAGCAGUUCGAGUCGGUUGGUAAUCUCAAAAAACCCGCGAAAAUGCAUGCCCGAGCCGGAAAGCGGGGUGGAAGCAACACGCAGCGAUCGAUUAAACAUCUUGCCAUCGCGCCUGCCAAACCUUGGGAAAACAUCGGUGUGAAAACCGAGAGGUUUAUUCGAAACGCAGCCCAGAUUCUGCCCCGGCGAGGCCUCCCUCGAAAAUAGCAACCUUGGACCGAUCGAAAAACCCGGAUGCAAAAGGGUAAAAACGAAACGACGAAGGAUCGUCUGAAGCACACAUUGCGCAGAGAGAGAUAAAUAGAGAGCGAGUGAGGGCAGAGGGAGAAAGAAGGAGCGAGUGGAGGAAGGUAGGGAUGGACGAAGCGAAAGAGAGAGGAUGAUAGAACGAGGGCGAGAGAGGUAGGAGAGCGAAAGGAGAGCGAAACGAGGGUGUUGGUUGCGAGUCGAUAAACCACGGGAAACGCGAGCACCCUUGCGCACGGCUUCAACAUGGCGGUCGACGAGGAUCCGAUAUGCGGCUCAGGGAGGCUGUCGUCUCGGUACCCCUGCAUCCUGCUGGACUGAACAACAAUCAGUUACGUAGGAGCGACCAGAGCCAGCCGAUCACCGAGGAGAUCGGGAAUCGCAACGAGAACUCGUCGCCGACCAACGACCCGGUCGCCAGGAACCAGACAGCCGCCGAUUACGCCGCGGAGGUCGCGCAGGAUUUUCGCGUCGCCGAGGACACCACCACGUGGUCCUCGCUCGCCAUUACCCGCGAGAGCGUGCAGAUCGAUAGCUCGAACAUCGAGACCGGCAACCUGAACAACAACCUCACGGUGCCCAGGAUCCGCAGGAACAGCUCUGUCGAGAGUUUGGCUGACUACGAAGGGCGUAACUCCUCUCACGAAGACUCGUCCCACGAGUUGACACCGUCCGAGUGGUCCGACUGGUCCGAGGAAGGAAAUCUGCCCGCAGGUUGUCGCGGUAUCGUCAACCCUAACUAUCCUGGCUUUCAACACCUGGCGCCUUCUCUUCUGUCGGACACAGAUCUGACGGAGGACGAACACGAGAGCUGCCCGGAUUACCCCAGGCUGAACGACAUCGACACCAGACCGGCCGAGAACGACAACGAGUACAACAACAACGUCGAGGACAGCAUCAAUCACCUGUGUGGCCAGAGAAACGAGAGGAAGAUCUUUUACGAGAAGCCUAAGUUCAAUAUACAGACUGUAACAUCUUUGUACGAGUCGGUGGUGCCGCCAUCGGAGAAAUGUAUAAACUACGUGAAAAGCGUUGAAGACUCGAGAACGGAGGAAAAGAUCUUAACGCCGAAAUCGGAUAUCGUGAACGGUGUGGUCGAGGCAGAGACGCAUCUGACAGUUCUAGAGCCGGAGGAAGCACUAGCUGACACGGUCGCCGAGAACACCACGGAAUUGUCCGAGGCGGUCUUGGAAGAGAAACAGGAACGGGAGAUCCCGGUCGAGGUCGAGAUCGUCGAGCUGACGACCAGCGUGAAGGAGAUCCUUCAGUUUCCGGAGAUCGAGGAAAUAUCGGACUCUGGGAAGACCAGCGAGGUCGGUGAGGCAGAGGAUAUCGUGGUGGAGCACAUCGACCUGAUACGCGAGGCAAAGGAGUUGCCUCACCAGGCCCGUUCCAAAAUAGGCAACCGUCAGACGGUCACGUCGACCGGCUCCGCCGACGACGACUCAGAGAGCAACACCGACACCGACAGUUACCCGGAGGAACAGCCCACGUACACGAAGCUCGAGGAGAUCGAUCUGCUCUCGAGCAUCGGCCGUGAUAUCGGGGUCGAUCUCGAGAAGUACGUGCAACCGGUGCCGGACGUGGUCGCCAUGGAGGCCCUGGACCAUGUCCACGCGUCCUCGCGAUCCUCAGCCGCCAUGAACAACAUGAUGAAGGACGCCAUCGAGGACACGAACAAGCUGCUGGACCGCGAUCUCCCGGAGGCAUCGAGCGCCGACACCAGGAAGAAGGAGAAAAUGGCGAGGAAUCAGGCGAAACGCAGGCAACAGCAGCAGCAGCAGCAACAGCAACAGCUGCAGCAGUUGAGAACGGUGAACUCGCAGAGGCGUCCGGACAAGAGGAGGGCCGACGCGGACAAUGGGCCAGGCGGCUUCGACGUCUACAAUAUCGAAACAGCGAUGCCGAAGAUCGAUCUGGACGCGAUCGAAUCUCACCUGCGAGCCGCACGCGAGGAGGAACGACGGCGGCGAAACGACCGUGAAGAGAUCCGGAGGAGGUUGGCGAUGGGUCCAGACGCCGAAGACUUGCGCGCUGAACGCGGAAGAAAGCCGAGCCUCCAGUCGCGGCUUCAAAGCGGAAUGAAUCUCCAGAUCUGCUUCAUGAAUGAAACACCCUCGGACACGGAAUCGCCGUGUUCGGAGAACGAUGCAUCUCCGGAAUCCACGCCGACCUCGAUGAACUCGAAGCAACAGCAGAAACAGCAAAUGCCAGCCAGACCUCAGGUGCUCAGUCUUCCACCAUUGAGGCUGGACACCGGCUCGAAUUCGGCUCCGAUCGACGAGGCCGACUUCUUCGCCAGACAGGCUAGAUUGCAGACAGAGGCACGAAUGGCACUGGCACAGGCCAAAGAAAUGGCGCACAUGCAGAUGGAGGUUGAGAGACAAAGGCUGAAACAGAGUCCCAUCACUGAGAUGGUGCGAUCCAGCCUCGAAAAGGUUGGGGUUCAGCUGGGCGAGGAUAGGCGCAGAUUGUCUCGAGUACUUUUAACGGAGCUUAAUGUCGCGCAGCUUCAAGUGGUCGCGAACGACUUGCACGCGAGAAUCGCCGCUCUGAACGAGGCGCUCGUCGAGGGACUUUUGAGAAGGGACGAUUUGCACAUGGAACAAGAUUCGAUGCUCGUCGACGUCGAAGAUCUCACCCGAUAUCUCUUCUGCUGCGUUCACAUGCACAGAGGUGCCAAGCAGGAGUCGUUGAAGAAGAAGCAGAACGCGAGGGAACAGCAAACCGCUAGCAGAAGUCAUCAGCAGGCGAACGCAGGCCAGAACAAGUCCUCGAUGAAGCCGAAGCUGACGCACCGUGGUCUAGUCUCGUUGGUAAGAAAAUAAUGCCUGGCCACGAGACUGCGUGGUCUCGUCGGAAAUUAAACGAACAGGGAGCACAGCACCGAGAGGACGCGAGCAUGUAGCUUGAUUAGGUCUACUCGAUUCGAUGCCAACCUCGAGGACAACCCUCGUCCGGACGAUUCGAGUUGUAUUCGGCGAAGAACGCUUCCGGUGUCGAUGCUCGGACUCUCUACUACCUCUUCCUCUCGGCAAAGGAACCGGAAAAAUUGUUUGGGAAAAAUAAUGAAACGAUAUUCCGAAGAAAAACCUUCCGCGAAUCUUUCAAGUGCGAAUCGACGGUAAAAAAGAUACUGAUAACCUUCUUUCGUCGACUCGGACGCAGGCUACCGAAGCAGAUACAAUCGUUUUCGUCCCUCUUCGUGGGGUUCAAAGAUACAUACAUACGUACCGCAGCGAAGGAUCUUCUUUCUUCAUCCGUUCGGCAAACCGGUUCGACGGCUGAGAAGAAAGCGAUCUUUUUCCAAAAGUUUUUACAGCUUCGUCGUUAUCAAGAAUGGAAAGUAGAGUAUAUAUCUCGUACGUGCGUCCUCUGUUCAUAAGUAUACGUACAGUUGUGGAAGAACGAGGUAAACCUGAAAAAUCGUUAAGUAAUUAUUAAAACGUUUCGGAGCUAGAUGCGUGGUCUCGUUCUGAAUCUGGGACCGGCCAAGAAUUCGUAUGCUCGAUUUUAAAAUGGAAAUCUCACCGAUUACGUGCACGUGAACUGUGCGUACGUGUGUGUAUUUCUUUCUCGACCUUCCGUAAUCGGAGUCUGUAACACGAACUCGAAUUAACCCUCUAUCACGUAUAAUCGGAAUUUUAUUCGCUUAGAAAAAAAGAGACAGUCGAAUACAUUUUUCUAAUUUAGUUCGAAAUCUAGAUAUUUAUAAUAUCUAUAUAUUAUAAACGAAUCGCUUGGCGCGCCAAUGUUAUAGUAUACGUAUGUACGAAAAAUUCACCGAGUAAAUAGAAUAACGUAUAAGAAAUUGUAGCCGUACGAGUAGAUAGGUGUACUUCCUUAAGUCGUACAAAGGGUUAUAGAGGGUUAACCGACUCUGACAUUCGUGUUUCUCGAUUUCCUAUUUAAAUCGUCCGAAAUUUUUUCGGUAAUAUCUAAAUAUCGAAGGUUGCCGGUUGAACGUCGAUUCUCGCGUGAUUCGUCGUACGAUAACUGUUGCAACUAAGUUUCACGCGUUUUUUCUAUACAUAUAUACACAUCUUAGAUCAUCCUCUUGCUCGAGUAUACGAUAUUCUAAUCGAUCGACAGUUUCUCCGAUAAUCUAAGCUAAUUAUCGCGAUUCGUACGAGACCAGCUGAUGUUUAUGAACAGUGGUGUACGUGUAUAUAAUGCAUAGCCGGUCAACAAAGUAGCAACGAGCAACAAGUUCCCUUACUCGUACCCUCAUCUUAAUCGUCCCGAUCGAGACGAAUGAGAUCGGUUCGUCUUGUUGUCUAUGUAGCCCCGGUACUCCUCUCCCCUUCCGCUCUGGUUAAAUCUUGCGGCCAUGCAUGCACGUGUUUCCCGAGUGUAUCGCCUUUAUAUGAUAGCGUUGUAAACGGUAGGCAGAUCUCUUCUCUAUGUUGUAAAUAAACGGAACGGGCCAGCAGCAGAGGUUCGGAUCGGCGGGUCCGCUGCACGCGUUCCUCCGUCGUCACACAACGGAACUGGUUCUUUGUUCUCCGCAGUCGAGGAUGUUUCUCUUACUCUCGACGUCUUCCAACCAUCCGACGAAUCUUAACGCCAAUGACUCCUUUAAUCGCCAAUCGAUUUACACCUGUAUCAUGGCGUAUAGAACGGAAAUCGCGAUAGGACGUUGACGCGUGUAAUUCCUUGAAAGCGACGCGUUCCUUGCGACUAUAUGAUCGAUUCGAUAGUUGCGCGCCAACAUCUGCACGCGUCUCGUUCAAAAUUACCGCCAUACCGCAGAAAGAGUCAAUUGCGGAUCCAGAAGUCGCGCGUCCUCUCUCCUAAAACAAUAAUUUCAAUUAAUAUUACGUCGCAUGUCUUAUUUCGUUGUAUUUCGUAAUCAUUUUGUUUCUCUUUUCCGUUUUCUUUUUCUUGUAAUUUAAAGAAAACAUUCGAAAAUUUCAAAUCGUCAAGGAAAUCUAUGUACCUUUGCACGUUUUCCUCAGAAAACACUUCUGGAUCCGCCUCUGAUGAGAAUCUACCGAUUGUAAUGGAUGGUAAUGGAAGAUCGAUCGGGCGAUUGAAUUAAAAUUCGAAGAACUGUCGUAAGAUCGUCAUAAUUGUGCACCUUUCGGCGAGUUUAUUCUACUCGUGGGAAUAUCCUUAUUUUCAAGCCGUACCGCGUUCACUAUGGAAUAUAGAAAAGCGUGAUCGUAAACGCGAAGAACUUUCACACAGCCGAUUGAUUUAUCGGCGUUCGAUCCAACCUACGAUUCGGUUCUCCUGAAUAGGAAACGUAAUUAGACACGAAGCAUACUUUGGAAACUUAUUUCAUAAGCAAAAUACGAAGCGACGUGCAGCCGAGCGAUGUUCAUGGCCACAGUCGCACGCGUACUCACGCUCGCCAAGUCGAGAGAUUUAAGGUCAACGAUGCAAUAUGCACGAGAGAAAGCGAAAGGAAGACAAUUACGAAUGCCACGAACGAGGCUUCUUUUUUCUUCCUUUUUUACAAUCAUAUGGGUGUACGAUUUACGUCACAAUCUCGAAACGUUCAACGCGUUGACUGCUAUGGGGGUAACCGGCCGCCACCAGCACUGAGCUCGUCAACGACGCCAUAGGGGGUCACGACCUGCGAUCAAUGCUGGAAUUAACGCUGAAACUACCAGAACCAGUGAAAAUUCCGAUUUCUCAUGAUUUAACAAAAGUAAUGUGAACAUUUAUGGAGAUAGAAACGUAAUUAUAUGUUUACUUAUCUUCGUUAUGCCGUUUUAAUUAACAUGAUCUUAUAUGUACUAUAUGUGAGUACAUGCUACAGGUCGGUAGUUGCAGCGUUUAUUGAAGUUGUUUAAAUUAAGUAAAUAAUUAUAUUCGUAUGAUUUUUCAUAUUUUUAAUAUCACGACAACAACGUAAAGUACUAGAUGCACCAUAAAACGUUCGUACAUUUGUAUUCCUUUCUUUAAUUUUAUUUAUUUAUUUAUUUCUAACAAGAUAUAUAUAAUAUACGAAUAUUAUACAAUGUGUACAUACAAGGUUGAGCCAGCAGUGAACGCGUUAAACCAGGUUUCCAUCCAUUUUCUUCGACCCACCCGAAACGUUACCUUCCCUCGUCUUUUAGCCAUAAUUUACUCGCGUUCAAAGGACCGAAAAUUGAAUUUUCAAUCAAAAGCAUGCACAAAUAGGGGCUGCAAAAGGUACUUGAUAUCGUUGCAAUAUCGAUACACGCGACGCU